This is a messenger RNA of Leptinotarsa decemlineata (Colorado potato beetle), 2496 nucleotides long. RefSeq lists its product as uncharacterized. Gene Ontology annotation, biological process: regulation of transcription by RNA polymerase II. Gene Ontology annotation, molecular function: DNA-binding transcription factor activity; RNA polymerase II cis-regulatory region sequence-specific DNA binding. The record is from RefSeq and is a predicted model, not a curated record. Lineage: Eukaryota; Metazoa; Arthropoda; Insecta; Coleoptera; Chrysomelidae.
UUGCCUGUCACCAGUCCCUACAUUCUGAGGUCCCUACUAAUGACAUGAUAUAUGACAUGGCGCUAAUAUCGUUAAAUUACUACAAUACCUUAAACUUCAAUUUAUUAUGUCACUGACUGGAUAAUUUAUUAGUAAUUAUAUUUAUUCGUAUAUUCUUGUGGAAAGAAGUCUGGUUUUGUAAGAAUUAUGGCUACUGGCUCUGGUAUCGAUGAAACCAAAAUUAAAAGGGAAGUUGUAUAUUUAAUAGACAAAGUUUCCCCAAUCAAUAUGGUUAAACUCGAAACUGAAAUGGUCCAUGAACUUGAAGGUUCUAACAGUGAAAUGGAAUAUAAGGAUUACAAAUGCGAUACCUACAUAUCUGAUGAAAGUGAUACCCUCGAGGGAAAUUCAUCGAAUAAUACAAGUGCAAGUGUUCUAGAACAACUUGAAGGUGAUGAUCCGAUUGAUGUUCUUCGCCAUGAUAUUAAAUCUGAAAAGUUCGAGGAAGAAGAUUUAACAGGUUCAUAUUGUGAGGUGUGUAACGAUUUUCGAAUCCCACUGGAUUGCUUUACUCCCGAAGGUUUUAAAUUCAAUUAUAAUUGUCAAUGUCUCAAGGAUCCUAAUGCAUUAGCAGUUGACGACAUGAAUUUGGACGUAAAACCUGUUUUAACUCCAGAUUCUGAAAUCAACCUUUACGUAAAACAGGAAGAGGCAAUCGUUGAGAAGGAAGAGGAGGUUAACAAUGAGAGUACAUCCUCGCCAUGUCAAAAUGAGUUUGCUAUUGAAAAAUAUUCUCUUGUCCCAGAGAAACCAGAAAACAAAUUUCAUUGUAAAAUCUGCCCAAAAUCUUUCAGUCUAAAUAGUGGUUUGAGAAGGCAUGAAAAAACUCAUUCUGGGGAAAAACCCUUUCAAUGUCAAGUCUGCUUGAAAUUUUUCGCUCACAGUCGUAAUUUAAUGAUCCAUGAAAGAAGUCAUUCUGACCAAAAACCAUUCCAGUGUGAAAUUUGCCUUAAAUCAUUUAAUCAAAGAGUCCAUUUGAAAUUACAUGAAUUAAAUCACACUGGGGAAAAACCAUUCAAGUGUAAAAUCUGUUUUAAGUCAUUUAAUCAGAAUAGUAGUUUGAAAAUCCAUUCAAAUAUUCAUACUGGACAAAAACCAUUUCAAUGUAAUUUGUGCCCAAAAUCUUUCACUCAGAGUACUUCUUUGAGAUACCAUGAAAAGAUCCAUAGGGGUGAGAAACCAUUUCAGUGUGAAAUCUGCCAAAAAGCAUUUAUUCGAAGUAGUGAUUUGAAAGCACAUGAAAGAACUCACACCGGUGAGAGACCAUUUCAAUGUAGAAUCUGCCUAAGCUUGUUUAUGCGAAAUUGUGAUUUGAAUUCACAUGAAAAAACUCAUACUGAUGAAAAACCAUAUCAGUGUAAAGUCUGCUUAAGGUCAUUUACUCGAAGUAAUGAUUUGAAGACUCAUGAAAAAAUUCAUACUGGAGAGAAACCAUUUGAGUGUAACAUUUGCUCAAAAGCAUUUAUUCGAAAUAGUGAUUUGAAAUUGCAUGAAAAAACUCAUAAUCGAAAAAAAUCAAUUCGUUCAAAGAAUACAUCUAAAAUUACGAGAAAAAACACAAGGUAAUACCAUUUUACUGUUAUGUUUGAAUACAUAUAUGAAUUGUAAAAUGAGACAUUUGAAGGUAGACUGUACAUAAUUGAAACCUAAAUCAGCUUGUAUUGUCCAUAAAAUUGCUAAACAAAUCAGUAUGUUAAGACAAGACAUUGUUUCUAUCCACUAAUGAGCAUUACAACUUGUCAACAAUGACAUUUUAAGUAUAUUAACAAAAAUGAUAUGAUUCAGAUAAAAAUACCACCAAUUCUGUUAUUCUGAUUUCAGUUUUUUACAAUUCAAAAUGCUCUGAGUAAAAAUGACAAAAUAUUUCAUGAAACUAAUGAAAUUUCAACUACUGUAGUAGAAGAAUUAGGCAAAGUACAGGUUACGGAAUGAAUACUUUCAUUGAUAAAGAAUGGAUCAAAAAAUGCACUUAACUAAAGUAUCACCCCAUCAGGUUAUGUGAAAUGUACUGUAUCUCAUAAAUAAGUUAAUCUCAGGAAGGGUAUUUAUUGGACUUGAAUAUGAAUUUUCGUCUUCAGGUUUGGACCAUUGAAAAUCUAAAGUUUUUCAAAAUGUUGCUUGCUGUUGGAAGGUGAAAAUUUUCAAAAAUUAUUUAAAAAAAAUUGAGUUUCAAGUCAUCGUCUAUUUCAAGAGAGAUGUUGUUGGUAUGAAUAUUUGCAAAUGGUUUUAUUCACUCUGUUAUAUUCAGUAAAUUUUUAUUUGUUUGUGUUGAUUACAAACAGUUGCUAUGAAACAAUAGAACAACUUUUGGAGUUUUGAUGAACUGUUAUUGUUACUUAGUUACUGAAUACAUUUAUUGUGCCAAAUUUCGGAAAAAUAAUUAUUCAAAUAAAGAAUCAACGAGUGGUGUAUUUAUGAAUCCAAACUCUGCUCUUCAAUACCUUGCACUGACGAGUG